AUGACGUUCUGUACUUAUAACACACGUACGCUUGCAUCGGAAGCGGCCAUCAAAGAUCUGAUUAUGCAAGCUAAGAAGACUAAGUACGACGUCAUCGGACUGACCGAGACGAGACGACGUCACCUUCUCAACGCCGUAUAUGGAACUGGAAAACUGUUCUUAGGAACAUGCGACAGUAGAGGUGUUGGUGGAUUUGGGGUCCUCGUCAACACGAGUAUGGCAAAUAACAUCGACUCUUUCGAACAAGUUACGACCCGAAUUGGACGACUGCGGAUGAAAAGAUCUGGUCCAACACCAGCUUUGACUACCUUCGUCGCUUGCACUCAAACAUCAAGUUGCGAAGAAGAAGUCGAAACUUUCUAUAUGGACCUGGAGAAGUUCUGCCGAGAAGAUCAUGCCCUCUACAAGGUCAUAAUUGGCGAUUUCAACGCCAAAAUUGACCCAAGAAGAACGCCUGAGGAACUUCACAUUGGGACCCACGGCCUUCAAUGA
Necator americanus (New World hookworm) is the source of this 492-nucleotide messenger RNA. RefSeq lists its product as uncharacterized. The record is from RefSeq and is a predicted model, not a curated record. Lineage: Eukaryota; Metazoa; Nematoda; Chromadorea; Rhabditida; Ancylostomatidae. The transcript has a single exon. The coding region runs from base 1 to 492 and encodes 163 amino acids. Gene Ontology annotation, molecular function: catalytic activity.